CGCUCACUCAAUAGAUCUACAAUGUCCAAGACCACUGGUGCUCAGGGUAACAAAUUCCGGCUGACACUUGGUCUGCCAGUCGGCGCCGUCCUGAACUGCGCUGACAACAGCGGCGCCAAAACCCUUUUCGUCAUUGAGCCCUAUGGUUUCGGUGCUCGCCUGAACAGGCUUCCCGAUGCUGGUGUCGGCGACAUGGUCGUUGCAUCUGUGAAGAAGGGCAAGCCGGAGCUCAGGAAAAAGACCAUGCAGGCCGUUAUCGUCCGUCAGCGCAAGGCAUGGAGGAGACGAGACGGCGUGUUCCUCUACUUCGAGGACAACGCGGGUGUUAUCGUGAACCCGAAGGGGGAGAUGAAGGGAUCUGCCAUCACUGGCCCUGUCGCAAAAGAAUGCGCUGACCUUUGGCCACGUAUCGCUUCUAAUGCAGGCACUGUCGUAUAGGAGGCGAUUGCGUUUUCCGGUCUUGCUAUGUGUAGCCAUCGAUGACGAGUGUCAUCCAUCAGUCUAUGAUACGAUUGUUCGUGCCAUAUUUUGUUUGGGGGCGUUGAAAACUUGUCGGUUCGAUGCUGAGUGCCGUUCCCAGCAGUGUCAGCAUCGCUUCUCGGCAACAUUGACGUCCUGGAAGGAUGUUUAUAUUCUAUCCAUCGU
Molecule: messenger RNA, 645 nt
Organism: Dacryopinax primogenitus
Lineage: Eukaryota; Fungi; Basidiomycota; Dacrymycetes; Dacrymycetales; Dacrymycetaceae
Product: ribosomal protein L14b/L23e
Exons: 4
Coding region: 22-438 (138 amino acids)
Biological process (GO): translation
Cellular component (GO): ribosome; cytosolic large ribosomal subunit
Molecular function (GO): structural constituent of ribosome; large ribosomal subunit rRNA binding
Source: RefSeq, a predicted model, not a curated record